This is a messenger RNA of Sphaeramia orbicularis (orbiculate cardinalfish), 1224 nucleotides long. Its product is annotated as zinc finger protein 239-like. Bases 141 to 1016 code for a protein of 291 amino acids. NCBI's taxonomy places the organism in Eukaryota, Metazoa, Chordata, Actinopteri, Kurtiformes, Apogonidae. The record is from RefSeq and is a predicted model, not a curated record. The transcript has 3 exons.
UGCCAGUGAUCCAAUGCAAAUGUAGAGGUUUAUUAUAGGCAUUACCUAGACUUGUGGGUAUUUUCCAUGUUCGGCUUCAUCACGGAGUGCAAUCAAGUGGAACAAAAAUACAUUGUAUCAACAUAAACCGAGGCAAACAAAUGGUUGAAUCUGUUGAUAAGCAAAACUCCCAUGAGAAGCCUCCAGAAAAGUCACCAGAAAAACCAGACCAACAGGAGGCGCCACGUAGACACAAGAUCUACAACUGUCCCACCUGUGGUAGAGUGUUUUCUAACAACGCUAGCCUGAAACGACACCUUGUGAUUCACUCAGGAAAAAGACCUUUCAAGUGUUUCAUAUGUGCACGAGGAUUUACUCAGAGUGGGAACCUCAAAACACACAUGAAAGUUCAUAAAGGAGAGGUACCGAACUGGGCAUUAAUUCAAGAGAAGGCGACCCCGGAGGUAUUUCACGUAAAAGCUCAUGUGUGUGGAGAUUGUGGGAUGGACUUCCCCGAUCAACAACAGCUGGAAGAACAUCGAGAGAGUCACAAGAGGCCUUAUGAAUGUUCAGACUGUGGCAAGUCUUUCAAAAAUGCGGCUUAUUUUAAAUUACAUCAGCGUAUGCACUCGGGAGAGGUACAUUUAGCCUGCUCCAAGUGUGGGAAGAAGUGGCCCACAAUAGAGUCACUGAGGAAACACGAGUCAACACACAUUAAAGAGAAGAAGUUCCUGUGUGACGAGUGUGGGAAGGCAUUUUCAAAGGCCUCUGCCCUGAAAGAACACCUCAGAGUUCAUAGAGGAGAACGCAAGUAUCUGUGCACAGUCUGCGGGAAAAGUUACUCCAGGGCACAUCCUCUUAAAGUUCACCUGCGUGUUCACACUGGAGAGAAGCCAUACACCUGUGACAAGUGUGGGAUGGGUUUCUAUUACUCUCAGGGUUAUCAAAAGCAUCUGCUGAUUCAUGACAAGAAGCCAAAACCACAGACAAAACCUUUAGGUAGACCAAAACGACUGCUGUUAGAGGUAAACAGUUAAGAAUGUUAUGUAGUGAAUGUAUAACUGCCUGAGCAGACUCACAGGAGAAAAUACUUCAACUGAUCACAGAAAGUUAGGUUUUCAAGAAACUGAAGUGAUGGACCAAACAACAUGAUGCUCCUCACAUGUAAUCACGGAUGUGUCUAGUGAGAUUGUUACUUGUACUGGACAGUUGUUGGAAAAUAAAAAAUACUGUUCAUGGUUAUUA